AUGGCCGACGACAAGGUGCCCGUGUGGCUGGACUGCGAUCCAGGCCAUGAUGAUGCUUUUGCGCUUCUCCUCGCCGCUCACCACCCGCGCGUCAAUCUCUUGGGCGUGUCCACUGUGUUUGGCAAUGCGCCUCUGUCCAAGACCACCCUCAAUGCAGGCGCACUUCUCACAGCGAUAGGGAAACAUGAUGAGAUCCCCCUCCACGUGGGCGCGGCCAAGCCCCUGGAACGACCAGCGCAUCACCCUGCGACGGAGAUCCACGGUGAAUCGGGUCUCGACGGGACUGAACUCCUACCCAAGCCGGCCAGAGCCCCCAGUGAUGUGCCGGCUGUCGAAGCCAUGGUCAAGGCUCUCAAGGCCCAACCGCCAAACACGGCGUGGAUCGUGGCGACGGGCUCUCUGACAAAUGUUGGGCAGCUCUUCCGCGCGCAUCCAGAGCUGGCGUCUCAUGUCAAGGGCGUCAGUCUCAUGGGGGGUUCCAUUGGCAAUGGGUUCACGGACGCGCCCAUGGGCGAGGUCGACGGCAAGCCGAGGAUAGGAAACUACACCCCGUGGGCCGAGUUCAAUGUACUCAUCGAUCCCGAGGCGGCGUCUGAGAUUUUUUCGAAUGAGGCGCUCAAGGGCAAGAUUAGCGUCGUGCCGUUGGACCUCAGCCAUCAGGUGCUCGCCACGGACGAUGUGAGGCAGCUUCUGCUGUGUGGGCGAGACGGCACCAAGAGGGAUGAUGGCAAGGGCAAGACGGUUCUCCGGCAGAUGCUCGUGGAGCUGCUGUACUUUUUCGCACAGACAUAUGCGACCACAUUUGGCAUCACUGCUGGCCCGCCAUUACACGAUCCUCUGGCUGUAGCAUUGGCCCUGUCUGGAACGCCCGAUGGGAUCCCCUUUUACGAUUGGGAUGAGAAGAAGAGCGCCCACCCAAGGCACGAGGAACGCUUCGGGGUCACGGUGGUGACAGAGGGCACGCUGGAGGACGCUGCCAGUGGCAAGACGCAGACGGGACGAACCGUGGCCAAAGUGCUGCCGCCUGGCUCGGCCGGUGUCAGAAUACCCAGGGGCUGUGAUACACAAAAAUUCUGGGACGUGAUAGAGGAGUGCAUCGAGCGCGCAGACGCCCUCAAUUCCACUCAGCAAAAAUAG
Messenger RNA from Emericellopsis cladophorae, 1137 nucleotides. RefSeq names its product Uridine nucleosidase-like protein. The record is from RefSeq and is a predicted model, not a curated record. Gene Ontology annotation, biological process: purine nucleoside catabolic process. Bases 1 to 1137 code for a protein of 378 amino acids. The transcript is spliced from 3 exons. Gene Ontology annotation, molecular function: purine nucleosidase activity. NCBI's taxonomy places the organism in Eukaryota, Fungi, Ascomycota, Sordariomycetes, Hypocreales, Bionectriaceae. Gene Ontology annotation, cellular component: cytosol.